Messenger RNA from Exophiala aquamarina CBS 119918, 921 nucleotides. RefSeq lists its product as uncharacterized. The record is from RefSeq and is a predicted model, not a curated record. Lineage: Eukaryota; Fungi; Ascomycota; Eurotiomycetes; Chaetothyriales; Herpotrichiellaceae. The coding region runs from base 1 to 921 and encodes 306 amino acids. The transcript has a single exon.
AUGCUUGUGCUCACCGGCACUACUGGUCAUCUAGGAUCACGGGUGCUCGACGCUUUGCUAGAUCUCAAAUUGAUUCCUCCAUCUGAACUGAUCAUUUCCUCCAACAGCCCGGACAAAGUCUCUUCGCGAGCGAAGGAUGCUCGGAUCGAGAUCCGAAAGGGUGAUUUCACCUCUUCCGAAUCACUGGUCUCGUCAUUCCAGGGCGCGGACGCCCUCUUUUUGGUCUCGUUCCCAUCACCAGCCGUGGACCGCUGGCUCCACCACAAGCGGGCAAUCGAGGCGGCCAAAUUGUCUGGCGUCAAGACCAUCAUCUACACGAGUCUCAUGUUCGGAGGCGAGACUGGGCUGCAGUCCGUCGCUGGCGUGCAGCAGGCGCACAUCAAGACCAUCGAGUACCUGUCGCAGUGCGGGAUCCCGUAUGUCAUUAUCCGGGAAGGUAUAUACACCGAGAGCUGGUGGCUCUACGCCGGGUACCAGUCUCAGAAGUUCGCCAAGGGGGACCAAAGCAGUCUGCGCUUCGUGAUCCCCAAUGACGGGCCGGUGGCCUGGGUCUCGUGGGAUGACCUGGGUGAGGGCACGGCAAGGAUCCUCGCUGACUACCAACAGUAUAUCGGGCAGACGUUGCGCUUGACGGGACCCCAGGUAGUGACGAUAUCUGGUAUUGCGAGCCUAGUGGAAAAGUAUGCGGGCAGGAAAGUCGACGUGCAGGUGGUGGGGAAGGAGAAGGCGGCCAGAUAUCAUAAAUUCGAGAAGAAGAGUUUACCUGAAGAGAGCUUUUGGGUCAUUGAGAGCUGGGCCGGCUGGCACGACGGACUGGCGCAGGGCGAAGCCUCAGUCGUUGACCCGCUCCUGGAGACGUUGUUGGGCAGAAAGCCUCGGGGCAUUGAAGAUGUAGCGGGGGCACUGUUCACGCCAUCAUAG